AUCUUAAACCCUCUCCUAUAAAUACCCAAACAAGAGCUAACACAAUUCAGUCUUCAAUCCAAUUUACCCCAUCCACCCAUAUAUUCACUCUAUAUAUAUGGCUUUCAACAAUGAUCUCUCCGUUAUCCUCCCUCGUGUUCUUAUCGUCUCUAGACGUAGCGUUCGCAAGAAUAAGUUUGUAGAUUUUGUUGGUGAAUACCAUCUUGAUCUUAUAGUAACCUAUGGUGCAGUUCCGGUGAUUGUGCCCCGAGUCAAUGGGGUUCAUAUGUUAUUGGAUAGUUUCGAGCCAAUCCACGGUGUUCUUCUUUGCGAAGGCGAAGACAUCGAUCCAUCUUUGUACGAACCCGAAACGUCAGGGCUUUCACCUGAAGAAAUUGAAGAAAUCAGGAGACUGCAUGCAAGUGAUACAGCCGUGGAUAAAGAGAAAGAUUCAAUAGAGUUAAGGCUAGCGAAGCUUUGCCUUGAAAGGAACAUUCCUUAUAUGGGGAUUUGCAGGGGUUCCCAGGUUCUGAAUGUUGCUUGCGGCGGUACCCUUUAUCAAGAUAUUGGCAAAGAAUUGACAAGGAAAUUGCCAGAAGAUCAAAGGGUAGUGCACAUGGAUUAUGAUAAUUAUGAUGGGCAUAGGCAUUUUGUGAAGGUGGUGGAGAAUACCCCUUUGCAUUGCUGGUUUAAGGAUUCUUUGGAAGUAGGGAAGAUGGAUAUUUUGGUCAACAGUUAUCAUCAUCAGGGUGUCAAGAGAUUGGCACAACGAUUUGUGCCCAUGGCUUUCGCACCAGAUGGCUUGAUUGAAGGGUUCUAUGACCCAGAUGCCUAUAAUCCUGAAGAGGGUAAAUUCAUAAUGGGACUUCAAUUCCAUCCAGAGAGAAUGAGGCGGUCUGAUUCUGAAGAAUUUGAUUAUCCAGGAUGCCCAUCUGCUUAUCAGGAAUUUGUGAAGGCAGUACUUGCUUAUCAGAAGAAACUUAAUAUCUCGACAGCUUUGCCAAAGCCAUUGAUGCUCAACAAAGAAAUGGAAAACAGAAGGAAAAUCAUAGUCCGAAGCUUCUCACUCGCAAAGAAUCUAUACACUGCAGGAAUUGAGAUGAAUCCUACUAAACAAUCUGAACUUGAAGCUGGAGCAGAAUUUCUGGAGUCAAACACAGCCCUGAGCGUGCAACAAGAGAACAGGCUGAAGCAGAUGGGGGCAACAGUGAGAAACGGGAGCCGUUACAUUGAAAAGCUCAAGUUAAACGAAGAAAGGGACAGAUUAGCAAGAAAUGUAAUGGGGAAAAUGUCGGUUGAACAAUUGUCUGAUCUUAUGUCAUUCUACCAUAUGAUGGGGCAGAUCUGCUCUGAAGUUUUGGAAAGAAAACUAAAUGGCAUCGUAAAUGACAAUGCUUGCUACUCGCCAUGAAUCUUCAGGUGGGUGGGUGGGUGUGUGUGUGUGUGUGUGUGGGUGUGGGAGAGGGGGGGUAUCAUGUGCUUUUGUUGUCAAUAGAAAUUGACGUUUUAUCAAUCCUUGGUAAAAGACUCACAGGAAACCUGGUCUGUUAUGUCCGAGGGGGUCCCUUUGUUUUGUCUUACUCGCUUCAUUUCAUGUGAAUUUGUCCACCGAGUGGACUUUAUUUUGUCUACAUUAAUUUUUGUUUCUCUUUUGUUAGAGAAAAAGGGCUCCAAUGCCUAAAUUUCUGGCCAUUAAUGUACUUUAGAUACAUGUAUCCAUUUCAGAAACAGCAUCUCAGGCGACGUUGCCCGUGAGCAGUUCUAAGCUCUAUGUAAUUAUUUUUAACAAAAAGUAAAAGAUUUAUCCAGUAUUUUUUUA
Messenger RNA from Gossypium raimondii (Peruvian cotton), 1798 nucleotides. Its product is annotated as putative glutamine amidotransferase GAT1_2.1. Gene Ontology annotation, molecular function: hydrolase activity, acting on carbon-nitrogen (but not peptide) bonds, in linear amides. Gene Ontology annotation, cellular component: cytosol. The transcript has 4 exons. The coding region runs from base 98 to 1390 and encodes 430 amino acids. Lineage: Eukaryota; Viridiplantae; Streptophyta; Magnoliopsida; Malvales; Malvaceae. The record is from RefSeq and is a predicted model, not a curated record.